Molecule: messenger RNA, 2416 nt
Organism: Helianthus annuus (common sunflower)
Lineage: Eukaryota; Viridiplantae; Streptophyta; Magnoliopsida; Asterales; Asteraceae
Product: pentatricopeptide repeat-containing protein At5g04780, mitochondrial
Exons: 2
Coding region: 312-1811 (499 amino acids)
Biological process (GO): RNA modification
Molecular function (GO): protein binding; RNA binding
Source: RefSeq, a predicted model, not a curated record
AGUCGCCCUAGCACCUUUCUAAUAAUUAUUUAGCAUCAAUUUGGUUGUUUGGGUCAAAAUAUUAGUUAAACACAUCAAUUUGAUUUUGGUGACGGGUGAAAAUGGGCUAUAAUUGAGUCAGUAAUCAACAAAUUAGCAUCUUUUUUUCUUUUUUAUUUAAACUCAUUGUUGCAAAGCGUAUGUAUGCACCAUAUUGCUGUAAAUUUUAAUUAUUUGUUUUUCCUUCUUCAAUUCUUUUCAAGUUGAAGACUGUUAUCCUAUGUUUAAGCGAUGUUCUACACUUUUACUUGCAACAACAUUAUUUGCAGAGAAUGUCAUAUAGUGUGGCCAGCUUGAGUGCUAUUCUUCGAAACUGCAUUCCUCGUACUGUAUCCACUCACGCUAAACAAACCCAUGUGCAAAUACUCAUUCACGGAUUGAGUCACGAUGUCACGCUUCAAACAGAUCUUUUACUAGCUUAUUCUAGAGGCAUUCUAUUGAAUGCCCGCCAGGUGUUCGACAGAAUGCCUGAACGAAACAUGCACUCUUGGAACAUUAUGAUUUCAGCCUACGUUCAGAACUCUAUGUACCAUGAUGCUCUUAGUGUCUUUCAUGAGUUUUUGGACUCGGGUAUGAAGCCGGACCACUACUCGUUGCCUCCGUUACUUAAGGCGUGUGCAGGAAUUGGUGAUGUUUUGCUUGGUGUAAUGUUGCAUGGUAUGGUAGUUAAACUUGGUUUUGAAAAUCAUGUUGUGGUAGGAAGCUCGGUUCUGGAUUUUUAUUCGAAGUGUGGGAGCUUAAACGAUGCAAGAGUGGUUUUCGAGGGGUUGUUAUGGAAAGAUUCGGUUGUGUGGAAUUCGAUGAUUUCCGGGCUUGCUAAGGGUGGUUUGCAUAUGGAGGCUUUGAGUUGUUUUAGAAACAUGCUUGGAAGCAAAACGAAGAUUGACGCGAUGACAGUCCCGACGCUUUUAAGUGUUUGUGGGAAGCUAGGAGAUAUUACAAAAGGGAAAGAAAUACACGGGCAAGUAUUAAAGAACACUGUGUGGUAUAACGAUAUCGCUAUCUGUAACUCGCUUAUCGACUUGUAUUCAAAGUGUGGGUGCUUGCGUGAUGCCGAAAAGAUCUUUUGUAGCAUGAAAAAUCUCAACUUGGUGACAUGGACAACGAUGAUAUCCUGCUACGGAGUCCAUGGUAAGGGUGAUAAAGCGUUAAAUUUGUUCGAAAAAAUGAAAGACUCGGGAUUCAAACCGAACAGUGUCACACUCACUGCAAUCCUAGCUAGUUGUAGCCACUCGGGCUUUGUAAACCAAGGCCAAAACAUUUUCAACUCAAUAAGAUCAUCGUACGGCUUUGAACCUAGUGUGGAGCAUUACGCUUGUUUGGUGGAUCUCUUAAGUCGUUUGGGAUGCUUUGAAGACGCGUUAAGGUUGAUAAACAGUAUGAAAAGGGUUAAAAUGGUCCCGUCGGCUAGCAUAUGGGGUGCGCUUCUUGCUGGUUCUUUGGUGCAUAGAAAUGUUGAGACUGGUGAGAUGGCAGCCCGUCAUCUCUUUGAAAUAGAACCUAAAAACGCUAGUAAUUAUAUUGCUUUGUGUAGCAUAUAUGAUUCUCGAGGCAUGUGGAAGGAUGCUUCUCGGGUUAGAUUGAAAAUUAGAAGAUUGAGGUUGGAUAAAACUCCGGGUUGUAGUUGGAUUUCGAUCGGUGGAGAAAUUCACACUUUUUAUCAAGGAAACUUGAGUUUUUCUUUUGAUCGAAAGACUCGUGAAAUGCUUGAAGGGGUUAUCAGAAUUCCCCUUUUGGUUCAUUCAGAAUUACAAUUAUCUUUGUUAUUCUAAAUUAAUCAGAUCAUAUCAUUUAUAAUUGAAAAUUUGUUCGUGUGACCUCAUAAGUCAAACUAAACUGCAAGAUCUUAAUCCGUUCGCAUGGCCUUUCAUGUCUUAGCUGAGCCGUCUGGAUUUGAGAGCUUUUGCAAAGGUAUAACAUGGUGCCUUAAAUAUGUGCGAAAACAUAAACUGUGGGAUUCGGUGGCUGUCAUUGUGUUGUUUGUUACCAUGUACCAAAAAAACAGAAGAAAAUAUGUACAAUCCUUAAAGGCUUAUUUGACACUUGUGACAGUCACUAACAGGUAAUUGCUGACAAUCUACGCGUGAACGUUGUAAGGGUAUUAUGGUCAUUUUACAUACAACCUAUUCUAAGGUUGGUGUGGGAAGGGGUUGGUUAAAACUUUAUUAAGUUCUAAACAUUUGUAAAAAGAUCAUUACUUUAGCUAACUCCUUCGAGUUGUGUUAAUGAAUCAUUUGUACAUCAAUCUUAAGUCUUAAUUUAGGGGUGUAAACGAGCCCGAGCUCGGCUCGAGCUCGGCUCCUGAUGGUGUUGGAUACACCGCGUUUUCUACUCCUCAAGGGCAAUAUGAAUGGCUUGUAAUGCCUUUUGGAUUAAA